AUGCCAUCGAAAGUACCCAAGAGGGCGCCUGCGCUAUCCAAGUCCGAUUCCGCUCCACUUCAAGACUCUCAACAAACAGGCCGAGAUACGAUCUAUAAACUUAUUGCGAGCAUGCAUCUUCAAUGUGAGUACAGCGACCUCACAAUUAUUUGCAAAGGCCGCAAAUGCGACCGGCAAUUUGAAGCGCACAAGAUUGUUCUUUGUCAGCGCUCAGAGUAUUUGGCUAGUCUUUGCGAAGACCUGGAGAAAUCACAGGACCCAUCCAAGCCACUGUUUAGUACUCGGGAACCGAUUUUAUUCGAAAAGGUAUUAGAAUUCCUAUACAAAUCCGACUACACCGUUCCCAGCAAGCCUAGCAUCGAGCCCGCCACCCCUUCUGGCGGCCGAACCUUCAGGAAAGCACAGCUGGCCAAGAUUGAUGCGGAUAAAACCACGGCCGCUCAAUCUACCGAGCCAGCGUUCGAAGAAACGGAAGAAAAAGAAAGCCUUGAGGAGUUCGAGCAGCUCGGCAAUGAGUUGGUGGAUGUAUCACCGGAAGAAGAAAUGGAAAAAGAAGUUGAAGGGAAUAUACUCCACGACGACGACACCUUCCUUGAGGAAUGCCACCCAUGCUAUUUCCACGCACGGAUGUACAUCGAAGCAGGCUGGUGGAAGGUCCACGACCUCAAGGUGAAAGCGAAAGCCCACUUCAUGAAGGCAUUCAUGGAUGACCCAGAUCCAAAGUCCUUCUCCAAAACAAUCGAGGCAAUAUACGCCAUCAACACCAACUAUACUGAGCUCAAGGAUGAAGUCAUCAAGUUUAUGGUGCAGAACAUGACGUUUUUCUGGAAAGGAGCAGGUGUGACCGCGGACCUCCCACUUCUCACCCCGAAGCUUAUGAAGGACGUUCCUGAGUUCACGUUGGAGUUGUUUCCGAAAUUUCUCGAUAUAUGUUUUGACAGGGGCCUUCUUUCACAAAUAGCUGAUAAUAAACCAAAAGUGGCGGGUAAGAAGAAAGGGAGCCAUUGA
Penicillium waksmanii is the source of this 1008-nucleotide messenger RNA. RefSeq names its product BTB/POZ domain-containing protein. The transcript is spliced from 3 exons. NCBI's taxonomy places the organism in Eukaryota, Fungi, Ascomycota, Eurotiomycetes, Eurotiales, Aspergillaceae. The coding region runs from base 1 to 1008 and encodes 335 amino acids. Gene Ontology annotation, molecular function: protein binding. The record is from RefSeq and is a predicted model, not a curated record.